Messenger RNA from Nelumbo nucifera (sacred lotus), 1003 nucleotides. Lineage: Eukaryota; Viridiplantae; Streptophyta; Magnoliopsida; Proteales; Nelumbonaceae. The record is from RefSeq and is a predicted model, not a curated record.
AUUGAUCUAUUUAACAAUGCGCCUCCAUUAGAAGCGAAAGAUUGCGGUAGUGGUGUAGGCCAUUUCCAUUAGCUAGAGACUAGCAAUGGCUGAUCAUCAGAGAAUCCACCCAGUCGAUCUUGAAGCGCGCCCCACAGCGCCAUUAAUGUCCCGUGACUCGUCAAGAUCGGAGAAAGGUGACCCCCUUCAACAUGACUUCCCUCCUCCGCCUCUCAGGACUUUUCCGGUGAGCCACUCAAAGCCACCGAAGAGGGGUAAUUGUUGCUGCAGGUACUUGUGUUGGACGUUCUGUCUCCUCUCACUUGUGGUCAUCUCCGUCUCAGUUGCCGGCGUCAUUCUUUACAUCGUCUUCCAACCAAAGAUCCCACAAUACUCCAUCGAUCGCCUGAGUAUCACAAGUUUCCAACUCAACUUUGAUGGAAGCCUUCACGCUCAGUUCGACGUUACAAUCACGGCGAGGAACCCGAACGAGAAAAUUGGAAUAUACUACGAGGAUGGAAGCCAGCUUAGUGUUUAUUACACAGACGCUAAGCUCUGUGAAGGGUCUCUACCAGUGUUUUAUCAGGGUCACCGGAACAAGACUGUUCUUGUCGUAGCCUUGACGGGUCAGGCCCCAGAUGGAAGUACCUUGAUGUCGGCAUUGGCAACGCAGCAGCAGACUGGGAGAAUACCGUUGAAUCUUAAAGCCAGAGUGCCGGUGAGAGUGAAGCUUGGGGAAUUGAAGCUGAAUAAGGUGAAGUUCUUGGUCAGAUGCGAUUUGGUGGUGGAUAGUCUGACUGCCAAUGGUUUGGUCAGCAUCAGAACCAGUAGCUGUAAGUUUGGAUUGAGGCUUUGAAUUCUUUGUUAAAUAAUUCCUGUUUUUCUUUUUCUUUUAGAUUAAUUAGAUGGUUGAUUCAUUUUCCCUAAGAGAUGUGGAGAUUUGUUUGUUUCCACACCAUUCAUGUACUCCUUAUUAUACUGAUCAGUAGUAUUGGGAUUCAUUUGUCGGGAAAUCUAUCAGUGA